Messenger RNA from Magallana angulata, 482 nucleotides. RefSeq lists its product as uncharacterized. The transcript is spliced from 2 exons. The coding region runs from base 78 to 482 and encodes 134 amino acids. NCBI's taxonomy places the organism in Eukaryota, Metazoa, Mollusca, Bivalvia, Ostreida, Ostreidae. The record is from RefSeq and is a predicted model, not a curated record.
GUCUGCUAAUGAAUAGAUUUCUUAUAAUGAUCGUCUGCUGAUCACUUCAUUUUUUAUUUCGAUCGAAUGCAGCCACCAUGAACGACGAUAUAUCAGAUGCGGUAAAAUAUGGCGAUUUUGAAGUAUUUAGUGGGGAUAAUUAUGAAGCCCUCCUGCCAGAAUUAAAAUUAGAAGGUUUUGAUUCUGAUUUUGACAAUUUUCUAUCCGAAAUGGUCGUUUCGGACUUCGAUAUAACAUUAACCCAACAGGCAUUUGCCGAUUUGAAAAAAUCCGAUGAUCCCGGGUUGCCAGCCCCAGAAACGCCAACAAGUACUCGUUUUGCCAAGCUUUCCGACGACGAAAUUAAAGGAUUUCAGGAACUCACACAAUCAAAGGCUACAAAACAAAGCACCAAAUGGGGUUUAAAGAUUCUUACAGAUUGGCAUAUUGAAACGUUUGGAGUCCCUCUAGAUCUGGCUGAGAUUUGGGCAAUCGGUUUUUAG